Molecule: messenger RNA, 1499 nt
Organism: Anastrepha obliqua
Lineage: Eukaryota; Metazoa; Arthropoda; Insecta; Diptera; Tephritidae
Product: glycoprotein-N-acetylgalactosamine 3-beta-galactosyltransferase 1-like
Exons: 4
Coding region: 306-1466 (386 amino acids)
Cellular component (GO): membrane
Molecular function (GO): N-acetylgalactosaminide beta-1,3-galactosyltransferase activity
Source: RefSeq, a predicted model, not a curated record
UACGCGCGUCAAGUAAGGCUAGUUUGUGAUUAGCUCGUAGCAUGAGAAGUUACGAGAGUUUUAUAAGAGGACGAGUAGAAGUUUAGGCGCGUAAAUGAAUAUUUUAUUUAAACGUUGUGUUUGCGUAUGUGCCUGGCUUAGUGAGUUUUAGUGAAAAGCAAAUGUGCAGUAGUGAAGUGUCAAAAUAAGAAAACCAAUAAUUGCUAAGAGAUAAUAAAAAACGUCAUAAUAUGACAACAUAUUUUGCUAAUGAGUAUGCGCUUUUAUGAUAAGUUCAAACAGUUUUUUAAUUUGGUGCAUAAACAAUGAAUUCCAGCUUAUUACCUUCGCACACCUAUUAUGUACGUAGCGCGUGUUCGUCGUUGCGCGUACAGCUCCACAUCCUCUGUGGGUUUGUAUUGGGAUUCCUAAUGGCGCUUUGCACGCUAUUACUAUACAAUCGCUACCAACUCGAGACGGCCGCGCAACGUCAACACAUCACUGCCACAGAUAAUUGGCAAACGGGUUACAUGGUAGCCUUGCAAGAGGUGGCGACCGAGGCCGAUACGCUGCAACAGCAACUCAGCAAGGAGGUGCGUGUUCUUUGUAUGGUGUUAACAUCGCCCGAGCAGCAUGCGAGCCAUGCGCAACAUGUUAAAGCGACUUGGGGCAAACGUUGCACGCGGAUGAUAUUCAUAAGCAGUGAAGUUGAUGAAGAGUUGGGCGCUGUGGCGGUGGUGGCGCGUGAAGCGGACACCUACGAUGAGUUGUGGAAUAAGACACGCGAGGGAUUCCGCUAUGUGUAUGAGCGUUAUUAUGACGAAUAUGAUUGGUUCGUUAAGGCGGACGAUGAUACGUAUAUGGUGAUGGAAAAUUUACGUUAUAUGCUUUACGCCUAUUACCCGCAGACUCCAAUAUACUUCGGCUACCAGUUGGUUCGAUAUGGUGUGCCGUACAUGUCUGGUGGCGCUGCUUACGUGCUUAGCAAAGAAGCCCUGCGACGCUUUAUGACUACAGCAUUUUACAACACCUCCAUCUGCCCGCGUGCACAAAAAUUUGGCAUUGAGGAUUUUUACAUGGGUAUUUGCUUGCAAAAUGUUGGCGUACGUCUUGCCGAUGCACGUUUCGCCUUGAGCACCGAUAAUAAACCAAAAUUUAUGCCACUUGACCUAAACACCUACAUGAACACAGAUAAUGCAACUGAAAUAUCCGAAUGGCUGCUCACAAUGACGCCGCACACAGUUGAAAGUGGCUUGAACUGCUGUUCCAACUACUCGAUUGCCUUCCAUUACACAAAUCCGUGGCGCAUGUAUUUGUAUGAGUAUUUUAUUUAUCAUUUACGAGCGUUUGGUGUACCACAACGUGCGAUGUCUUUGCCAUCCAAAUUAACGCUGGAGGAGGUGACGCGUUUGUUUCCCAGCAAUUACAGUGCAGAUAGCAAACCGAUAGUGGAUUUAGCAGCACAAAACUUACCAGAUAAUUUUUAAGUAGGUUUUAAAAUGUGAUAUUGAUUACUGAAU